Molecule: messenger RNA, 1269 nt
Organism: Tribolium madens (black flour beetle)
Lineage: Eukaryota; Metazoa; Arthropoda; Insecta; Coleoptera; Tenebrionidae
Gene: Task7
Product: two pore potassium channel protein sup-9
Exons: 4
Coding region: 54-1076 (340 amino acids)
Biological process (GO): stabilization of membrane potential; potassium ion transmembrane transport
Cellular component (GO): membrane
Molecular function (GO): potassium ion leak channel activity
Source: RefSeq, a predicted model, not a curated record
GUCGCAUCGAUUUCAUCUUAUCCCGCAUACAAACUUUUGAACACCGUAUUACGAUGAAAAGACAGAAUGUUCGGACUUUAUCUUUAGUUGUUUGUACAUUUACUUAUUUAUUGAUCGGUGCGGCUGUUUUCGACGCCCUUGAAUCGAAAGAGGAAAGUAGGCGAGAUGAAUUACUUAAAACUUCCACAAGCGCUCUCAAGAGCAAAUACAACAUAUCAGAAGACGAUUAUAGGAUGAUCGAACUCGUAAUUACCGAAUAUAAGCCACACAAAGCGGGACCUCAAUGGAAAUUCGCGGGAGCAUUUUAUUUUGCUACUGUAGUGUUAGCUAUGAUCGGCUACGGUCACUCCACACCUGUAACAGCCGGCGGGAAGGCUUUCUGUAUGGGAUACGCCAUGGUCGGGAUUCCUUUGGGUCUUGUUAUGUUCCAAAGUAUUGGUGAACGUUUGAACAAAUUUGCUUCGGUUGUUAUCCGACAAAUAAAGAAAUAUUUGCAUUGCAAAAAGAUCGAAGCUACUGAAAUGAAUCUAAUGUUUGCCACUGGAAUGCUUUCUUCCAUCAUUAUCACAACAGGAGCUGCGGUUUUUUCUAGAUACGAGGGCUGGACAUACUUUGAUAGCUUUUAUUACUGCUUUGUAACACUGACGACUAUCGGAUUUGGGGAUUAUGUUGCUUUGCAAAACGAUAAUGCCCUCAAAGACAAACCUGGUUAUGUCGCUCUAAGUCUUGUUUUUAUCUUAUUUGGUUUAGCUGUGGUCGCUGCUAGUAUUAAUCUCUUGGUCCUUCGCUUCAUGACAAUGAACGCUGAAGACAUCAGACGCGAUGAUCAAGACCUUCAGUCUUCCUCUCACCACGUUUUGACCCUGGAUGGUGAAGUAAUGGCCGUAAAUGGGAAGCUACUAGCAGGCCACGCAUUUGUAGGAGAACCCGGGGAAAUCGACCAAAUGUCAGUAUGUUCAUGUAAUUGUCUCGGUCUUAACCACGGAGAGAACCAAGAACUGCUACUAGACACCAGCUAUCAUCCCUCGCAAACUGUUUUAGCUUCCAGUUUAAAAAUAAAGCGAGCAUCUGUGUGACAUAAUUUUAAACACAAAUAUAGUCUUCAGUAAACUUCCGAAACGACGAGUAACAGGUGUGCCGAACUUAAAAUCGUACAGAGAGAUUUUACAAUUCCCAGUUUUUUAAUGGCUCAGAUAUGUUUGUAUGAUCACUCUGUAUAUAUCGCGUAGUAAAUGUGAUCGAUGUACCUAUUUGUUUUUUUUUGAUAUU